AUGAAUGAACAAGGGUUAAACAAGGGUAAAAUGUUAAGAUAUUUUUCAAUGAUUCGAAAAUCUUUAGCCAACAGUGGUGAACUAUACAUACUUGGCGAAGAUCUAAUUGAUAAGUUUGUUCCUGAUAAUUACCAAUUGAGCUGUGAUAGUUUCUAUUUCAAAGCACAUGAGAAAACAAUUUCAAACUUAGAACCUAUUGAUUCGUUGAUCGAACGGAAGCUUUUUACCCCAGCUAUGAGCGGAUGGCAGUGGCAAGUUAAUAAGCAAAAGGCUCUUGAAUCCCAGGUUUUAAGAGAAAUUAAGAAUGAAAAACCGGAAGACCAUUUGAAAAGGUUCACCCGUUCCUCGAAGAAAAGAAGGGAUACGAAAGCAGAAAUAAGAGAAGAUGAAGUACCAAGUCCUGUAUCACUUGACGGACAGGAGGAGGACGACGACGUUUUCAGACAGAAACAAAAGCAUCACGCUUUUAUUAGCUUGUCGCGCCUGAGGCUAGCUGAAACUGUCAUACCAGAACAGGCUGCCUACAAAGUUCUAUAA
Messenger RNA from Kluyveromyces marxianus DMKU3-1042, 537 nucleotides. RefSeq lists its product as uncharacterized. Bases 1 to 537 code for a protein of 178 amino acids. Lineage: Eukaryota; Fungi; Ascomycota; Saccharomycetes; Saccharomycetales; Saccharomycetaceae. The record is from RefSeq and is a predicted model, not a curated record. The transcript has a single exon.